This is a messenger RNA of Pelobates fuscus (common spadefoot toad), 3174 nucleotides long. RefSeq names its product DET1 partner of COP1 E3 ubiquitin ligase (gene DET1). Gene Ontology annotation, biological process: positive regulation of proteasomal ubiquitin-dependent protein catabolic process; protein ubiquitination. The record is from RefSeq and is a predicted model, not a curated record. Gene Ontology annotation, molecular function: ubiquitin-like ligase-substrate adaptor activity; ubiquitin protein ligase binding. The transcript has 5 exons. The coding region runs from base 88 to 1758 and encodes 556 amino acids. Gene Ontology annotation, cellular component: nucleus; cullin-RING ubiquitin ligase complex. Lineage: Eukaryota; Metazoa; Chordata; Amphibia; Anura; Pelobatidae.
CUUCCGGUUCCCCUGCACAGUUUGAAUCGGUCCCCGGUAGCGAGGCGGGCGGCAGCGGGAGGCAGAGCCGAGAGGUAAAAUGAAGAAAUGUUUAUGAUGGAUCAUGAUGCUCCUACAAUCAAACCUCGAAGAAUUCAGAACCAAAAUGUAAUUCACAGGCUUGAACGACGAAAAAUAAGUUCUGGUAAGCCUGGCUCCCACUGGCAUCAAGUGCGUAUUUUUCAUCAGAAUGUCUUUCCGAACUACACUGUAGUCAAUGUGGAAAAGCCUCCUUGUUUCCUUCGCAAAUUUUCCCCUGAUGGCAGAUAUUUUAUUGCAUUUUCGUCUGACCAGACUUCAUUGGAAAUCUAUGAAUAUCAAGGCUGCCAAGCUGCUGAAGAUCUGCUGCAUGGAUAUGAUGGAGAAAUACUGGCUAACUCCAAUGAUCAGAGGUCCAUAAAUAUUCGUGGGAGGCUCUUUGAGCGUUUUUUUGUACUUCUUCAUAUCACCAAUGUAGCUUCCAAUGGAGAGCACUUAAAUCGUGAGUGUAGCUUAUUUACGGACGACUGUCGCUAUGUCAUUGUUGGGUCGGCAGCCUAUCUUCCAGAGGAGCCAUAUCCACCUUUUUAUGAAAUAUACAGGAAUAGUGAAUCAGUAACCCCCAACCCAAGAUCUCCGUUGGAAGAUUAUUCUUUACAUAUAAUAGAUCUUCAUACAGGGAAGCUGUGUGACUCACGAACUUUCAAAUGUGAUAAAAUAAUCUUGUCUCAUAAUCAAGGCCUUUACUUGUACAAAAAUAUUCUGGCAAUACUUUCUGUACAGCAGCAGACAAUUCAUGUUUUUCAGGUGACCCCAGAAGGAACAUUCAUUGAUGUACGGACAAUUGGUCGGUUUUGCUACGAAGAUGAUCUGUUAAUAUUGUCAGCUGUUUACCCAGAAGUACAACGUGAAACUCAAACUGGAAUGGCAAAUUUAUACAAAGAGCCAUUUAUAAACUCAUUAAAGCACAGGUUGCUUGUAUACUUAUGGAGAAGGGCAGAGCGGGAUGGUAGUGCAAUGGCCAAGAGAAGAUUUUUCCAGUACUUUGACCAGCUGAGGCAGCUUCGUAUGUGGAAGAUGCAAUUAUUGGAUGAAAACCACUUAUUUAUAAAGUAUACAAGCGAAGAUGUGGUUACUCUUCGAGUCAACGAUCCAUCACAGGUACAGCCCUCUUUUUUUGUGGUUUACAACAUGGUCACUACAGAAGUCAUUGCUGUUUUUGAGAACACAUCGAAUGAGCUGCUAGAAUUAUUUGAAAACUUCUGUGACCUAUUUCGAAAUGCUACUCUUCACAGUGAGGCUGUGCAGUUUCCCUGCUCUGCUUCCAGCAACAACUUUGCCAGGCAGAUUCAGCGCCGGUUUAAAGACACUAUUGUGAAUGCAAAGUAUGGUGGCCAUACAGAAGCAGUGAGGCGGCUGCUCAGCCAGCUUCCCAUUAGUGCCCAGUCUUAUAGCGGAAGCCCUUACCUUGACCUCUCUCUCUUCAGCUACGAUGACAAGUGGGUCUCGGUAAUGGAGAGGCCAAAAACAUGUGGAGAUCAUCCAAUCAGGUUUUAUGCUAGAGAUUCCGGUCUUCUCAAGUUUAAAAUCCAGGCUGGACUUCUGGGAAGACCAGUCAACCACACAGUGCGCAGGCUUGUGGCUUUUACAUUCCACCCAUUUGAACCAUUUGCUAUAUCUGUACAGCGGACUAACGCAGAGUAUGUGGUCAACUUCCACAUGAGACACGGCUGUAUAUAAGAGGAGUACCUAAACAUUGCCAUGCUGCCUUACGUCACACUCGUCUGUUGUGAAGACCAAAGUAAAAUGUUCCUUGUCCUUGUUAGUGAUGAAUUCUGUUUUUGUUUUUUUGUAUUUUUUCUUAAAGCUGCAUUGAUGGAUAAUCCCACUAUUUAAAUGAAUUGACUGCUAAAUUAUAAAGCAUUUGCAAAGUGCAUUUUGUGACUUUUACAAAUAUCUAUAUAUAUGUAAAAUUUUGUUUUGUACUAUUUCACCAGUCAAAACAGAAGCUAAUGUUCUGCUUUAUGACUUUACAAAACCAUAUUUUAUUUAGGUUGCUUAAUAUGUGGAACAUUUUGUUCCUUUUUUCCUCCUAUGUUUCCCUGUAGCCAGGUUAUGCAGGGUCAGUUCUGUUUCAAAUCUUUUGCAUUACUUUAAAUAUUGCUUAACUUCUCCAUGCUGCAGUGCCAGAAACCAUGUAUUGAUAUUGCAUUUUAAUAAGACCCCUGUUAUCUUGAGCAAGGUUCUGGAAUCUUGAGCACCUGUGGGCUUUCCAGGAGUUUCAAAUACUUGCUUCUAGAGCCCACAUGGCUCUGCAGGAAUGCAGAAUAUUUGGAGGUUUUUGUGUAAAAUGCAGCAAUACAUUUUUAACAGUCCUAAUGUAUUAAACUUUCUCAGAUACAAUACGAUUAUCUUUAAAUUGGACUAUUGAACCAAGUUUGCUUCUUUCCAUAAACCUCACAAAAUUAAAGAAGCAAUCCAGACAUAAUAACCAAUACAGCCCAUCGCAGGAGUACCAUGUCUUAUGGUAACUAGUCUUUUCUAAUAGGUUCUAUGGGCACCUCCAUUACACCCUCCAUUUGUAAGAUAUCUAUUGCAGAGGAGAAGUUCAGCUUUAGAAAUAUCCAUAACAUCCAUAUUUGAACAAAAUAAAAUGAAUUUCAGUGAAUUCUGCCAAACAGAGAGAAUUGAUGUCACUAAAUAAAGCUAGAGUAGAGGUGACUAGGGGUUCAGGUGGGUGUCACACUGUUAGAAAACUGAUUUACCAUGGAACAAUGUCCGGCCACCUCUGACACCAUAACUACUACAGUGGGCUGUAGUAGAUAAGGAGCCUAGUCUGCCUUUAAUAAUGUGAAGCGUUUCUAUAUUAUUGAAUUGUUAGUUUUGAAACAAACUGUAUUUUAACAACAAUAAAACCUUGACCUUUUGAAUACGAUUUUUAUGCAGAUAUGCAAUGUCUCAUCGCUAAGUAAAAAUAGUACUACUAAUAAAAUUUUAGUACAAGUAAUUUUUUAUUUAAUUUUUUAUCCGCUCAAAUGAUGCAAAUUUGCAUGAACAAGAUCCACUGCCCUAAUUCCCCUGUGUUGUUGUGCCAUAGAGGUAUUUUAGAUAUCUUCCAUAUAAUGUCAACAUUAUGCCUCUAUGGCUUAUUCAGAA